AGAAAAAAGAAUCAUGGAGCGACGCCGGCGGGCGGAGUGCGACGACGCCGCGCCUCCGUCCCCUCCGUCCAACCCUUCCCCCUUCCUCCGUGACGUCUCCAACUACAAAACCCCUCGUCCUCACUUCCCAAACCCGAACCCUGACCCCCGUUCUCCUCUUACGAUCUUCUUCACCGCCUCCAAGAAAACCCCAUCCUCCUCCUUGUCCACCGCCCCCUCCGCCCGGUCCGCCUUCCGCCGUCGCGCCUCCGCCGCCAUUCCUCCCUCUCACUCUAAGGCCGCCCGCCGCCUUAAAGCUCUGGAACUUGAGCAGUCAAAGUCCUCCCAGAAGGCCCGGAUCCGCCACCAGAAAGCCCUUAUAUCCUUCUCGAAAUCUAUCUCUGCCUGGUUGAACUUUCUCUUCAAGAACCCUAAAUCUUGCGGAUGCAAUCAUGGUGCCUGGUCUGAUGAUCGGCAGGACAGUCUGGCGCCCAAUGGAAAGCGUGAGAGCUUGGACGGUGGCGGUGGGAUUGGAGUGGGUGGCAGGUGGAGGAGCCCGAAGCGGCCGCGGGAUUGCUCGUGGAAGGGUUCAUUUGCUGAUGAUGGCACAGAGAAGGCAUUCUCUAUGAGGCUCUCAUCGCUGAAGGCAUCCUUGCAGGAUGUCUGCAGCUUCGAGGAUAUGAAAGAGAGGAUGGAAGCGUAUAUAAGCCAGAAAGGUCGCAUUGAGGUUCUCACGAUGAUGAGCCAAGUUUGCAAGAAUAUAGAUGAAGGGAGAUUGAAGAUGAAGGCGCAUUGUCCAGUUGUAACUGAUUUAGGUGUGAAGGAGAAAGCAAUUAGAGUACUCAUGUGUUAUAAUCCAAUAUGGCUGCGCAUUGGUUUGCACAUUGUUUUUGGUGGUGAUUCCUUGUUGCUGAAUGAAGAAGGGAAAUCAGAUCAGGAGGAUCUUUUCUUAAAGAUGAUCAUAGAGAAGCAGUUCUUUGCUCAUAUGGGCAUCGCAAAAUCAUAUGCUUAUAAUAAGCUGGUGGAGGGCCUUUAUAGGCCAGGUUACUUUGAAGCUCUGGGAAAUAUCAUUUUGAAGAGGCUUUUAUUGCUUGUAAUUUCCCUUGACAAAGCUAAAUGCGAAAGCUUGCUUCCUUUAAAAUAUGGAAUUGAUGGUAUAGAUGGUGGUUCUCCUUUAUUAUUUUGCCAUCAUUCUCAUAUAAAAUCGAGCCGUCAAGUUAUCCAUGAGUUCUUGUCAGAGGUAAUGCAUGGAGAAGGUAGUCUUCUUGCACAUCUUGUUAUUCUGGGAUAUAAAGUAAACUAUCAGCAGUUCCCACUUUCUGAAUAUGACUUCAAUGUGAGAAUUCUAUUCGAAGAUCUGCAAGAUGGAAUACUGCUUUGCAGAUCCAUUCAGCUCUUGCAAUGCGAUGCAUCAAUACUAUCAAAAGUGAUGGCUCCCUCAGACACUCGUAAAAAGAAUUUGCACAAUUGCGCUAUUGCCAUGCAGUAUCUUAAGCAGGUUGGGGUUCCAUUAUCUGAUGGAGAUGGAGUUCAGAUAGUAGCAGAAGAUAUUGUCAAUGGGGACAAAGAGCUAACUCUUUCCAUUCUUUGGAAUAUGUUUGUUCACUUGCAGGUUCCCUUAUUAAUUGAGAGAACUUUAUUGGUUGAAGAAAUAAUUAAGAUAAAGGCAUCUGAUAUGGACUGCUCAAAGUACAAUACUAAAGCAAACAUGAGCUUGCUUCUUGAGUGGAUUCAGGCAAUUUGCGAGAAAUAUUGUGUCAAAGUCGAUAACUUCUCUUCUCUGAUUAAUGGAGAAGCUUUGUGCUGUCUGAUUGACUACUAUUCAGGCAUUGAAGUUCAAAGAUGUUCUUCUAAGGACAAUCAGAAUGAAUGUCAUGAAGCAUUAAUUAGGCGUGGUGAUACAGAUUCUAGUGUUGCUGUUCGCAAUUUUGUUUUAGUUCAAAAGAUAACUGCAAUGCUGGGAAACAUUCCUGAGGUACUGCAGUUAGGUGACUUACUAGAUAAUGAUUCAUCUUAUGAUGAGCGGAGUGUGAUAAUUCUUCUUGUAUUUUUUGCUUCUCAACUGAUUCACCGGAAAAAAUUGGAUCAACUAAGAUCAUACAGAUUUACAAGUUCAGAUUAUGGAACUCCAAAGAUUAAGCCUUCAGCAGUUUCUUGGCUGUCAAUUUCCGUGGAUGCUUUGCAUAGUACAUUCAAGUCUCAGGGAGAAAAUUCGCUGAAAUUUGACUCUCCACUGAAAGAAGCAGCAUUGGAUAAUUAUGAUGCUGAAGAAUGGGCUGCAAGAGUUAUUCAAUCUUACUUCAGGGGACAUAUUGAACGAAACAAAAUCUUGAAGAUUAAAACGGCAACAUCCUUUUUGCAAAAUGCUAUUCGGGCCUGGUUAUCUGUGACUUCAAAAAGUAGAUCAGACACAACCAAUCUUGCUUGCUCUAUCCAGCAGCCAUCAUCUGGAACCUAUGACCAAUAUAUCACGUUCAUAAUUGAAAGGCACAGGUUUCUGCAAAUAAAAAAAUCUGCCCUGCUUAUUCAACAAGCAGUAAGGGCUUGGAUUGCAGGAAGGCAUCAGAGAAAGUAUAGUGCAUUUUCAAAAAUCAUAAUUUUUUCAGACCAUGUAACAGCAGCCAUUGCUUUGCAGUCACAUAUUCGUGGUCAAAUUAUGAGGUCUAAAUAUGUUCAUUUACUUGCUCAGUUACAAAAAAAGCAAGCUGUUUGCAGAUGGGAACCUCUUGAGCCUCCAAGCUUGGCUGCUAUCAAGAUACAGAGGGGUUGGAAAAGAUUUACUACACGUAAUUUCUUUCUGGAACAAAAGUCUGCUGCAACUAAAAUCCAGAGUAAUUGGCGUUGUCGUUACAGAAGGAUGAGCUUUGUGACCCUAGUUGGAGCAAUCAUAAAGAUCCAGGCAGGCAUUCGAAGCCUGUUAGGUCAUAAGGCGUUUAUACGAUAUAGACUUGCUGCUGUUGUAAUCCAACGAUUUUCAAGGGGGUACCUUGCUCGAAACAGGCUGUUAGGUGCUUCUUACCUUCGAUCUGGCAGGAUGCGUUGUGGAUUUUACGGCAAAAGCAAUGCCAUUCCAGGGAAGAAUCUUGAGCUGGAGAUAGUAAUACAGUCAAUUUUAAAAUUGCAAAGAUGGUGGAAGCACGUUUUAUUUCACAAAUCCCAAACAAAGUCUGCUAUCUUCAUUCAAUCUUUUAUCCGUGGGCAGGGUGCUAGAAGGGCUGCUCAUAAACUGCAGCACAGCAUUUGCAUGAUUCAGAGGUGGUGGAGAAAUAUUCUAUUUAUUAGAUCAAGGAAAAGUUCAGUGGUUAUUAUUCAAGCUUAUGUUCGUGGUUGGAUUGCCCGACGAGCAACAAGUCAACAUAAGCAUCGCAUUAUUGUAAUCCAAUCCUAUUGGAAAGGUUACCUAGCACGGAAAAAUUCAAGGCAACAAAUAGCAGAGCUGCGAUGCAGGCUAAAAAAAUCUGCUGCAAAUGUGGAUAAUGAUAUGCGACUAAUUAACAGACUAGUUGCUGCACUUUCAGAACUUCUUGAUUGUAGAAGUGUUAGUAACAUUCGACAUACUUGUGCUAUGCUGAAUAUGGCUACAGAGCUUUCAAAGAAAUGUUGUGAAACAGUGGUGUCUGCUGGUGCAGUUAACAUUUUACUAAAGCAAAUCCACUCUCUCAAUCGUGGGGUCCCUGAUCAGGAAGUCUUGAAGCACAUACUUUGUACUCUGAGAAAUAUCAUUCGUUAUCCACAACUGCUACAUAUGUUGAUCAAUACUCCUCAAUCAGUGGAAAUAAUCUUCCAGGAGUUGCUAAGGAACAAAAGUGAAGGGUUUUUUAUUGCAGCUGAGCUUCUGAAGAAAAUGUGUUCAACACAAGAAGGCCUUGAUGCAGUUCACAAUUUGCAGGGUCAUCUAAGGAGAUUAAACUUUCUUGCUCAGGAUCUUGGAAGGAAGACUGAGCUUCAGAAGAGGAAUGCUCGUCUGGGUGCUGAAAGGGACAUUACCAUGCGAAGGUUCAGAGAAAUUGUCAACCUAUUGCUCUUAGUCGCAGAUGAUGAUCGGUGACAAAAUUUGAGGCUCUUUAAUUGCCUUUUUGUGGGGAUUCCGAUGUCCUGAUUAAUUUCAGGCUUCUAAAUGCUGUACAUGAACAGCCAUGUACAUGAUAAAUGGUACUAACCUCAAGUGCCAAAGUCCAAACCAUGUAGUACACUAAGCUAUUGGUAUCUGUAUAUGGUGUUGAUGCUUAAAAAUGAAGCAUUUCAUAUUAUCAUUGAUAAGCC
Elaeis guineensis (African oil palm) is the source of this 4242-nucleotide messenger RNA. RefSeq lists its product as uncharacterized. Gene Ontology annotation, molecular function: calmodulin binding. Gene Ontology annotation, cellular component: spindle pole. Gene Ontology annotation, biological process: establishment of meiotic spindle localization; mitotic cell cycle; spindle organization. The record is from RefSeq and is a predicted model, not a curated record. NCBI's taxonomy places the organism in Eukaryota, Viridiplantae, Streptophyta, Magnoliopsida, Arecales, Arecaceae.